UUUGUGACCCAAAUCAUCUGACACACACAACCAUCCGCUUCAUUCUUACGCCAACUUUUUCUUCCAUUAAUUCGAAUCUCACUCCUCCCUCUAUUUCUCUCCCUCCCAUUCUCCUCAUUUCUCACCACUUGUCUCUCUCUUUCCUCCCGCCAUUAACCAAGAGUUCGAAGUUUUUUUUGAUCAAAGAAGAAGAAGAAAAUGUCGUGGCAAACAUACGUUGAUGAUCAUUUGAUGUGUGAGAUUGAGGGUACUACUAAUCAUCUCGCGGCUGCUGCAAUUCUGGGUACUGAUGGAAGUGUCUGGGCUCAGAGUGCUUCCUUCCCUCAGUUCAAGCCGGAUGAAAUUGCUGCUGUUGUGAAGGAUUUUGAUGAGCCCGGCACCCUUGCACCGACUGGCUUGCACCUUGGUGGCGUAAAAUACAUGGUUAUUCAAGGUGAACCUGGAGCUGUUAUUCGUGGAAAGAAGGGCUCUGGUGGCAUUUGUGUUAAGAAGACUGCUCAGGCUUUAGUCAUUGGUCUCUAUGACGAGCCUGUAACUCCUGGCCAGUGCAACAUGAUUGUUGAAAGGCUGGGUGAUUAUCUCAUUGAUCAGGGCCUCUAAAUACUUUGGUUAAUAUUUACAUAUUUGAUAUACACAAGGAGCUUGGUGUGGAUUUGCUGCUCGAGAUUGGCGUUUUACGUGAACUAUUCUUCUUUUGUGUUUUUUUUUUACAUUUAUGUUAGUUUCUUCUGGCAUAAGAUUUAAUGAUAGGAAAGGUUUGUGGUGUUCUUGUAUGAAUUUGUUUGCUGAGAUCAUGCUGUAUUGAUGCUUAUGAUUCUGAGCACAAUCGCGUACUAUAAGUUUGAAAGUACAUACUCUUGUGCAAAAUCAAUGUUAUGAACUGGCAACUUUUUUGUGUGAA
Messenger RNA from Spinacia oleracea (spinach), 901 nucleotides. RefSeq names its product profilin Sal k 4.0101. Gene Ontology annotation, molecular function: actin monomer binding. Bases 199 to 600 code for a protein of 133 amino acids. Gene Ontology annotation, cellular component: cell cortex. The transcript is spliced from 4 exons. Lineage: Eukaryota; Viridiplantae; Streptophyta; Magnoliopsida; Caryophyllales; Amaranthaceae. The record is from RefSeq and is a predicted model, not a curated record.